Molecule: messenger RNA, 978 nt
Organism: Halichondria panicea
Lineage: Eukaryota; Metazoa; Porifera; Demospongiae; Suberitida; Halichondriidae
Product: ER membrane protein complex subunit 1-like
Exons: 7
Coding region: 183-836 (217 amino acids)
Biological process (GO): protein folding in endoplasmic reticulum
Cellular component (GO): EMC complex
Source: RefSeq, a predicted model, not a curated record
GAGCAGAUAGCAGCUGUGAUGGGGAAGAAGGCGUAUGAGCACGUCAGCAACGUACAGUACAAGUAUCUCAACCCUAAUCUGGUGGGUGUGGUCACAGAGUCCACAGACUGGACCAAACCUCUGGUGACAGUGUACCUGAUAGACAGUAUCACUGGGGCCAUCAUCUACCACACCUCACAAGAAUGCCCUGGGGCCCCGUGCACAUGGCUCACUCUGAGAACUGGGUUGUUUAUGAGUUCUUCAACAGCAAGCAGCGUCGCCAUGAAUUAGUGGUUCUAGAGCUCUACGAAAUACACACCAACCAAUCACACACUGUUUGGUCGUCGCUGGCCCCUCCCCCCACCCCCGCUGUCAUGUCACAGGCCUACACUCUUCCCACCACCAUCACCACUCUCCCAACCACACAGACUCUCAGGGGAAUCACUUACAAGGGAGUUAUUUUUGGUCUUGCGUCUGGUCGAGUGGUGAUCAUGCCCAAGUCUCUACUGAACCAUCGCAGAGAACUGGAGAUCACUGACCAAAUGAAGGAGGACAGGACUCCUCCCUACCAUCCCGAGAUUCCACUCAACCCUCUUAGCUUCGUCAACUACAAUCGCACCGUUGCUAGGAUACGAGAAAUUUACGCUACACCCAGUGGGCUUGAGUCCACGUGUCUACUGUUCGUCUGUGGACUAGAUCUUUACUACACUCGAGUGACUCCGUCCAAUCAAUUUGAUCUCCUGGCCGAAGACUUUGACUACACUCUCAUCAGUGCAGUAGUGGUAGGCAUGUUCGUAGCCACUCUCGUUCUCUCAAGACUAUCAGCCAAGAAAAUGCUAAAAUCUCUCUGGAAGUAGCCAGUGCUCAACUUGUUAGGAGUUCAUUGUUAGUGUUGUGCAGCUGUGUGUGUGUUAUGCAUCUCUAGAAUCAGUCCUUCGAUCACCACCGAUUUAUAUUAUAUCAUUAAUGAGUGCUCUAUAUAUCUAUUGGUAAACUUUG